AUGUUACCGGUGGAUCGUGUUCAUGAAUAUCGAGAUUGCGAAUACGUGAAACACACGAAGGAAAUUAAAGACGGUUUAGAUCUUCACCCGCUUCUCUCUUCCCCAACUAGGGACUUCCUCCUUCGUAAUGACGGCCAACAUGUGAAGAUUGACAGCUUGAAAGGGAAGAUGAUUUGA
Arabis nemorensis is the source of this 177-nucleotide messenger RNA. The record is from the annotation of a GenBank genome assembly. NCBI's taxonomy places the organism in Eukaryota, Viridiplantae, Streptophyta, Magnoliopsida, Brassicales, Brassicaceae.